AUGGUUAAGUCGAAAAGACAUUCCAGAACGAAAGAAUGGCCACUUCUAGCGAAACCCUACCUCGGAAUCACAAUGCUAACCUUGUACCUGUUGUUUGUUUUUAAAUGGGGUCCGCAGUGGAUGAAAAAUAGAAAGCCCUUCAAUUUAGAGCGGACCCUUAUCAUAUAUAACGCAAUUCAAGUCAUCGUUUGUGCGUAUCUCUUCAUCGCCUCGCUACGAAUCUGGUUAUUUCAAUACAAAUGGAUAUGUGAACCGGUCGACCAUAGUAAUUCAGAAGACGCUUUGGCGAUGGCUAAAUUGGUGUACUACUACUUCCUGCUGAAGAUAAUUGAUCUUAUGGACACGAUAUUUUUCGUGCUACGGAAAAAGUUUAAUCAAGUGUCGUUCCUUCACGUCUAUCAUCACACUGGUAUGGUGGCGUUGACAUGGGGUUGUGCUACUUAUUAUCCAGGUGGCCAUGGGACUAUGGUGGGCGUGAUCAAUACAUUCGUCCACAUUGUCAUGUAUUCGUACUAUCUACUGACGGUAGCGUAUCCCAGCGUUAAGAACUCCCUGUGGUGGAAGAAGUAUAUAACGCAGCUGCAAAUCAUCCAGUUCUUCCACAACGUCGUCCACAUGGGCGUCAUCAUAUUUAUACCCAGCUGCGGUUUCCCGAGAUGGACUGCCGCUAUAUUCUUGCCUCAGAAUAUGUUCAUGCUAAUCCUAUUCCUGGACUUUUAUAUUAAGUCGUACGUCAGAAAACCAAAAGCUAAAAAGGAAGAAGACACUGGUGUGGUCGUGAACAAAACUGAAAAUAAUGAAAUUCAGCAGCUUGUAAGAGAACGUUAUGUAGAGGACGCGAUGUCUGGAGUGCGAUCGUAG
Messenger RNA from Zerene cesonia (dogface butterfly), 861 nucleotides. RefSeq names its product elongation of very long chain fatty acids protein 4-like. Lineage: Eukaryota; Metazoa; Arthropoda; Insecta; Lepidoptera; Pieridae. The transcript has 6 exons. Gene Ontology annotation, biological process: fatty acid elongation, polyunsaturated fatty acid; very long-chain fatty acid biosynthetic process; fatty acid elongation, saturated fatty acid. Gene Ontology annotation, cellular component: endoplasmic reticulum membrane. Bases 1 to 861 code for a protein of 286 amino acids. The record is from RefSeq and is a predicted model, not a curated record. Gene Ontology annotation, molecular function: fatty acid elongase activity.